Messenger RNA from Adineta ricciae, 1833 nucleotides. The record is from the annotation of a GenBank genome assembly. NCBI's taxonomy places the organism in Eukaryota, Metazoa, Rotifera, Eurotatoria, Adinetida, Adinetidae.
AUGCAAGUUUUUCUUCUUUUUUUGCUAUUUAUAAUUACGUACGGUCUUCAUGUCGAUCAAACUAAAUUUCAUGAGUAUUGUAUUAUCGGUGCUGGUCCUAGUGGCUUACAGUUAGGAUAUUUUCUUCAGCAAAGCGAACGAGACUAUAUCAUCUACGAAAAGAGUUCUCAAGCAGGCUCGUUUUUUGUUGAUUAUCCUCGACACCGUCGAUUGAUCAGCAUUAACAAGCGUCUCACUGGAGAAAGAAAUCGCAAGUUUAACUAUAGACAUGACUGGAAUUCAUUACUAUCGGACGAUGAUCAACUCCGAUUUACUCAUCGAUCGAAACAACUAUUUCCAUCAGCAGACCUUAUGAUCGAUUAUCUCAAUGAUUUCUCUCGUCAUUACAAUCUUCGUAUUCAAUUCAAUACGACAAUUCAGAAUCUUCAUCCAUUACCUGAACAAACAAGUACAUGUCAAUCGAGAGAAUGUUCGUACUCGUCGGUGACACGGUUUCAUAUGAAUGAUCAAAACGAUAAUCGUUACACGUGUGGAAUCGUUGUUGUAGCUACUGGCUUGUCUGUUCCCAAUAUCCCUCCAAUUGUUGGCAUUGAAUUAGCAGAUGGAUAUGAAAAUCUUUCACUGAAUGUCGAAGAAUUCGAAAAUAAAUCUGUUUUAAUUUUAGGUCGAGGUAACUCAGCCUUCGAAGUGGCUCAACACAUCUACGACGUAACGAAUUUCAUUCACAUGGUCUCUCGAUCUCGUGUACGUAAUGCGUAUGCAACACAUUAUGUUGGUGAUCUGAGGGCAAUCAAUAAUCAAUUAUUGGAUACGUAUCAACUGAAAUCAUUAGAUGCUUUAGCAGAGAUCGAUUUGUUAGAACAUGAAUUAUCAAAACGGUCUAGUGAUGGUCGUUUUCAACUGAGUCGCAAACAAUCUCAUGCUAACCCAUCGAUUCAAGAAAGACAAGAAGCAACAGUUUAUGACCGAGUCAUUCGAUGUUUAGGAUUUCAAUUUGACAACUCAAUUUGGCAUGAAAAUGUCUCAAUGGAGAAAAAUCGCGGUCGAACGAAAAAAUAUCCAAAAAUUCGUUCGGAUUACCAAUCCUUUGACUACGAUCAUUUGUAUCUCGCUGGUACAUUAACUCAUUCGCUUGAUUUUCGUCGUUCAUCAGGUGGAUUCAUUCAUGGCUUUCGUUAUACAACUCGAGCACUUCACCGCAUAUUUCAAUUUCGUUAUCAUCAACAAAAAUGGCCAUCGAUCGUUCUUUCAUGGCACAACUUACUAAAUUAUUUAAUCAAACGAAUGAACGAAGCUGAUGGGAUUUAUCAAAUGUUCGGUCAAUUGGUUGACGUGAUACUUAUCGAUCGGGUUGACCGUCAAUGUCGAUAUUUGGAAGAAUUUCCUCUCCGAUUACUUCCACGUCUUGGCGAAAUCACCGGUUACACUUCAAAUAGUCUUCUCGUAUUGAAUAUGCAAUACGGAAUGAAUUAUUCAGGUGCAGGUCGAGAUGUUUUUGCAUUUGAUCGUGUUUCUGCCUCAGUUCAUACCGCCGAUCGAUCGAACUUUCUUCAUCCUGUUCUCUAUUAUUAUCAAUCACCAUUAAAUGAGACAGAUUUCGAUCAGAUCAAAUCCGGUUUUCUGCCAAUCACCUCAUCCGCUCGCGUUCAUCAUAUUAUUGAAAAUAUUCUCACACUCUGGAUGCAACCAGACGAACACAUUUUGCCAUUGAGAAUCUUUCUCGAAAAUAUUCUCAACUUCGAUCUCCGGCAGCAAACCAGCGAGAGUUAUGCGCGAAGAAAACUCUUACAACGGCAACUAAACAUUCCCACUGACUUCUACGCGUCUAUUUGA